AACGCGUCUAAUCCCAGGAAGAACCGCUCCAGCUGCUCUGCGAACAAGACAGACCUCCUUUCGACGACAUCAAAGCUUCAUAACUGUCCAAGAAAGCCUGUCGCCUCCCAUGCUCGCCAUCCACCCCUCCAACCCGCGGAAAUGCACCCCCAACCUCCUCCCCGCCCGCCUCAACCACAACGGCCCCAUAAAUGACACAGACCGAUACUGGAAAUCUAGGAAAGACGGGAACGGAAACGCACACGCUUACUUCCGCGGCCGCCACCUGCACGGCACCACGCUGCCCCUCCCCUCAAGCUACGCUGGCGCCGUACUGCACGUAACGGGCAAAGAUCUCCCUCCAUCGCAAUCGCAGAGCCAGACGGGCAAUGAUCGGAUGGGUGAGGAUGAGGAAGAGGAGAAGACCGACGUCAAAUUGGCAGAGAAAGUGGGCGAGUUUGACGAGGUUGUGGUUUGGGGACAUGGUGGCGAGGUGGAGGGUGGACAGGAUAUGUUUGUAAGGGGACUGAAGGAGUGGGUGGGGUUUGCGGAGGCUAUGCAUGCGGGGGAGGAGGAAGAGGAAGAGAAGGAGACGUGAAUAAGCAUUGCCGGUGGGAUAGAUGAAGACGGUGCACGUAAUUGGGGAAGCGCAUAAAGACACAUGAUGCCUACACGAAACACUGAGAGAUCACGUGUCGAAGAGGGAGGGCUCAGGGCGAAAAGGAUGAGCCAGAAACAGUAGUCGAUUAUACGGACCACGCCUUCUCCGCUCGGAGCGGUGACGUUAUUAGCACGUAACUCCUAAGUGUAGAGCUCUAGUUAUAGCAUCUAUACUAUAUUA
Molecule: messenger RNA, 820 nt
Organism: Trematosphaeria pertusa
Lineage: Eukaryota; Fungi; Ascomycota; Dothideomycetes; Pleosporales; Trematosphaeriaceae
Product: ribonuclease H1 small subunit
Exons: 2
Coding region: 110-577 (155 amino acids)
Biological process (GO): RNA catabolic process
Cellular component (GO): ribonuclease H2 complex
Source: RefSeq, a predicted model, not a curated record